Oncorhynchus keta (chum salmon) is the source of this 2867-nucleotide messenger RNA. RefSeq names its product ganglioside-induced differentiation-associated protein 1-like 1. NCBI's taxonomy places the organism in Eukaryota, Metazoa, Chordata, Actinopteri, Salmoniformes, Salmonidae. The record is from RefSeq and is a predicted model, not a curated record.
AAUUGUAAACGUAUUCCCAUGCUCGAGUAAAUGGUUAACGUUGUGUGGAUUACGAUAUAACAUUUUCUGCCAACGCAAGCGUUAAAGAAAGAUAUCUAGAAUUCAGUACUGGGCGCUGUCCAAAAUUGAUGCUGCCGCGUCGCGUCGAAUCUAUGAUGCUCUGUUCGUGGUGCUGAAAUCCUUUGCGCUCUUGUUCUCUCUCCUUUUCUCUCUGUCCCUCCCUCCUUCCAUCUCUCCUCUCUCCCUCCCUUGGUCCUCUCCCACAUUCACAAAACCCUCUGUCAUGGCGUCUUCCAACAAUGUUACCCCCACCAACUGUAGCUGGUGGCCAAUCUCAGCCAUGGAUGAAGACGGUGAAAUAACAGAUAUGGAGAAAAGCGAAGAGCCAGCUAUAGAGUCGAAACCUAGUUUCUCUAAAGACAAGCUUGUUUUGUAUCACUGGACGCAGUCUUUCACCUCUCAAAAGGUGCGUCUGGUGAUCAAUGAGAAGGGUCUGCUGUGUGAAGAGAGAGACGUAAGUCUCCCUAUAGCCGAGCACAAGGAGCCCUGGUUCAUGAGGCUCAACCUGGGGGAGGAGGUGGCCGUCUUCAUCCACGGAGACACCAUCGUCUCAGACUACAACCAGAUUAUAGAGUACCUAGAGGCUCAUUUUGGGGGAGAAACGGUGGCCCAGCUAAUUCCCGAUGCUGACUCUCCACUCCACGAGCGUGUGCAGCAGUACCGUGAGCUGCUGGACGGCCUGCCCAUGGAUGCUUACACACACGGCUGUAUCCUGCACCCAGAGCUCACCACCGACUCCAUGAUCCCAAAGUAUGCCACCGCUGAAAUACGUAGACACUUGACCAACGCUGCGUCUGAGCUGAUGAAGCUGGACCAUGAGGAGCCCACUCUGACAGAGCCAUACCUCUCCAAGCAGAAAAAACUCAUGGCAAAAAUAUUGGACCAUGACAAUGUCAGCUACCUGAAGAAGAUCCUUGGCGAGUUGGCGAUGGUACUAGAUCAGGUGGAGGCCGAGCUAGAAAAGAGGAAAAUCGAGUACAAAGGUCAAAAGUGUGAGUUGUGGCUAUGUGGACCGGAAUUUACACUAGCUGAUGUCUGCCUGGGAGCCUUGUUGCACAGGCUUAAGUUCUUGGGACUCUCAAAGAAAUACUGGGAGGACGGCAGCCGACCCAACCUCCAGUCCUUUUUCGAGCGGGUGCAAAAACGCUACGCUUUCCGCAAGGUUUUGGGCGACAUCCACACAACCCUCCUGUCAGCAGUUCUACCUAACGCAUUCCGAAUGGUAAAAAAGAAGCCGCCAUCUUUUUUCGGGGCCUCUUUCCUCAUGGGCUCUCUGGGAGGGAUGGGAUACUUCGCCUAUUGGUUUUUAAAAAAGAAAUAUGUUUAGUGAACGCCCCCACCUCCUUGUGUUAAAUGUCUGUGUAUUUGUGUGAUGUUUCAACUUUUCUGUAAUGUUUUACGACAGCAGGAAAAUAUGAAUCUAUAUAGAGAACACUAUUACUUACCUGGGUGAACAAAGAAUAUACAAACAUUCCAUACACAAAGGAAUUCUUAACAGCAAUUUGUUCUGGUAUUCAAUGCCUUCAUCUAUUUAAUUUCUGGUCUAUCGAUCAACAUGUUACUUUCUCAUUAGCUCAUUUUGGAGACAUACUUUAGGUUCAGUUAUAUUGAAUUAUGGUCAUAUUCCCAACAUAUGAGAGAGCCAGACAUAAUGUUUUGACAUUUGCAUCAUCAUAUCCAAAGUGGGGCUCAUCCACAAUCUGCGUGUACUAAAGAUUUAUUAAAGGGAUAUUUCUGGACUUUGACAAUGAGGUCCUUUAUCUACUUCCCAAGAGUCAGAUGAACUUGUGGAUAACAUUUUUAUGUCAACGUAUCCAGUAUAAAGGAAGCUUGAGGUAGUUUUGCGAGCCAAUGCUAACUAGCGUUAGCACAAUGACUGGAAGCUAACAGACACAAUUAGACUUCCAGUCAUUGCGUUAACGCUAGCAAGCAAUUGCACUCACGCGAGUUAGCAACUUCAUUCAAACUGCACGCAGCGACAUAAAAAUGGUAUCCACGAGUUCAUCUGACUCUGGGGAAGAUGAUAAAGGGCCUUAUUGGUAACAUCCAGAAAUAUCCCCUUUAAUACAAUUUUCCAUCAUUGUUUUGGCAUUCACCUAUUGCCCUUCACUCCUCUGUUGGCCUGGGGUUUCCGUUAUUAAAACCCAGUCAAUUGACAUGAUGAACACUGAUACUGAACUUCGGAUACUUCCUGUGCUGCCAAAAACUGCCAGAUGAGACGUUAGGAUAGCAAGACAUCCAGUCAGUCCCAAUUAGCUCCCUAUCCCUUGGCCAUAACUGUUGUUUGCAGAUCUGUAAGCUCCACGACGACACUGCUUAUACCUACCCAGACCCUUCAGAUAUGCAAACAUUGGGCCAGAGGGAAUGGUUCGGGAAUGAUUUGGGAUCGGCUGUACCAACCAAAUACAGACACUACCUUUAGAGCACCACGAAAACAUAUGCGCUCCAGCCAUUCAUUCAUUAAUAAAAGGUGAUUCUCAUUUCUCACACCACAGCUUUGAACUGAUCAUAAACUGAUCCUUGAAAGUCAGAGGUAUGAUGGAGAAAUACUAAAAGGGUAAAUUGAGCCCUCUGCAAUAUUGAGUGGGGAAUCAGUCAGUGGCCUUUAACAGGGCCCCUAUAGAGUGCUUAUGAAAUUCUACAUUGUUCAGUUAAAUACUCACAUGGAUAGCUGACAUUUUUUUGAUUCCAGUUCAGCUAACUAACCUUUUUGUUUAUUUUGUUAUAUGACUGGUAUAACUAGGCAUUUAACUUAAACUUCUAAAACCUAAACCUCUUAUAAAACCCCCCUCUGGAGUCUCACUGAA